Messenger RNA from Aricia agestis (brown argus), 2039 nucleotides. RefSeq names its product myoneurin. NCBI's taxonomy places the organism in Eukaryota, Metazoa, Arthropoda, Insecta, Lepidoptera, Lycaenidae. The record is from RefSeq and is a predicted model, not a curated record. Gene Ontology annotation, biological process: regulation of transcription by RNA polymerase II. Gene Ontology annotation, cellular component: nucleus. The transcript has 10 exons. Gene Ontology annotation, molecular function: protein binding. Bases 187 to 1785 code for a protein of 532 amino acids.
AUACGAAUCCUAUCGAUUUUUAGAGCCGCAGCCGCCGCACACCAAAUCCGAGGGUCGCAAGCGGUGGGUGCGCGCAAGUUAUUGUAUUGCAAUUUCUAAUAUAUUAUUGUGUAGAUCUCUUAAAUUAUUUCAAUGACUAUCAACACAUUAAGAUAAUGCUAGAGAAGAUGAAGAAAUAAAUAAAAAAUGACGUCGACGGACACGUAUCAGCUAAAAUGGCACUCGCACAGUUCCCAUUUGAAUGGGUCUGUAGCGGCGCUGCUACGUUCGGACCGCUUUACCGACGUGGUUCUGUGUACUAUGGACGGGUCACAGAUACCGGCGCAUAAGUUCAUACUGAGCUCGUGCAGCAUCUACCUGAGCAGUCUCUUCGAGGGCCAGAGAUCGGUCAUGAGAAUGGGCGGGAUGCUGUAUGUGGUACUACCCUCCGAAAUAUCGACCAAGGCCUUGAAAAUUCUUAUAGAAUACAUGUACAAAGGCGAGACAACAGUUUCGAACGAGGUAUUAGACAUCGUUUUGAAGGCUGGGGAGGUGUUGAAAAUUAGGGGUCUCUGGAGGCAAACAGAUGAAGCCGGCGGUGACUCUACACCAGCGGAAAAAACCUCAAAUACCACAGCCAAUGUCACACCAGCUGCAAACUUAAAUAAACAAGUAGCGAAGAAGCCUGAGGAACCUAACCCUAAGCUAACUGUUAAGAAGGAUGAUAAGCUCCUAAAAUCUUUCAGCCCCAGCCCCACUCAAGGAGGAGUUACAAGACCCAUGUUUAUUGGACCACCAAAGCUGGUUUUCAUUAAAACAACUGAAGGUGGCAACCAAGCUGCUCUGCGUCCGGGAGCUCCAAAGGGACAAACUAUACUAGUCAGGCCGGCACCGUCCAGCGACAGUAUGGCCACAGCUGUCAGUACUGUUAGCACAACGUCUACUUGUUCAGUGGCAAGCACAGAUGGAGAUGAUUCCCCAGACGAGGCUCCCACUCCUCGUAUACUAAGGAAACACACUGAAAGGAAGUAUGGCAAGAAACCAAAGAUAAGUGAGUCAAUGGAGACAGAUGAAAGCAAAGACAAUGAAGAACAAGAGGAUACUGUUAGUUCAAAAAAAUCUACCCAAAGCACCGAUUCAAUACAGAACACAGAGGUCCAGAUCAAAGAUGAGCCAGAAUGGGACGCGAGUAGCAUAGAGGAGGAGGAACGAUCCAUAGCCGAGAUGUUUCAAGCUGAGAUGAGUGUUAAAUCCGAACCUGUUGAUGAUGUGGAAAUUGAAGAAGAGAGCUUGCUGUACAGCCCACUAGCGUGCGAACUCUGCGCCGCGGUGUUUACGCUGCCCGCCGCAUGGGUGCGCCACGUGCAAGGCCACGCCCACUCCGACACUGAACAGCCGCGCAAACGCCGAUAUCGAUCAGGGAGUGACGACACAGAAGAAUCGAUGGCACUUCUACGCUGCGACCUCUGUCAGAAACACUUCCCAAACCCAGCCGAGUGGGUGCGACACAUACAGAGCACGCACACUGAAACAGAAUUGGCCAUAUCAAACAACAGUGCCCCACCAAAACGUCACAAUCGUUUCACAGAGGGCGUGCAAAACAAGACUUGCUCGCACUGCAAGAAAAACUUCCCGUCGCAUGCCUCUAUGUUGAUACACAUGAGGACACAUACAGGCGAGCGUCCGUUCGUGUGCGGCAUGUGCAACAAGGGAUUCAACGUGAAGUCGAACCUGCUGCGCCACCUGCGGACGUUGCACGACACGCUCGACGACCCCGGACCGUCCGACGUCAAGCGCGAGACCUGAGGGAGAGGAGGGGGGGCAGGUAGAGGUAGAGGUCGCGGGCGCGGCGGCGGCGGCGGCGGCGCGACGUCGGCAGCGGCCCUAGCGGCGCGCAAGCAGAACUACUCGCUGUUCCUCAAGCAGCGGGCGGUGCUGUUCUCCGCCAAGAAGUGGAAGUAGUAACUCGUCCAUCGGCACAUUACUUGAUAAAUGAUAAGUGUUAUGAAUUAUGAUUCAUAUGUAUAGCUUGUCGAAAAAAGAGUAGACGCCGAACACAA